This is a messenger RNA of Neolamprologus brichardi, 3497 nucleotides long. Lineage: Eukaryota; Metazoa; Chordata; Actinopteri; Cichliformes; Cichlidae. The record is from RefSeq and is a predicted model, not a curated record.
GGAAGAAAACGCACAAGUGUUGAGGCAUGCAGUAGGAGUGACAGCUGGAUUCAAGGUCGGGGUGGAAGUACAUCAGGGAUCGGCUGUGAGCAUCUUCUUGUUUGGAGUGGUGAUGGACAAGCCCCCGCCCAGCCCUCUGCCAGCCCGUCAGCCCUGCACUGCCACCGGCCACGUCUCAAAACUGCGCCUUGUGCACGGCCACUACAAGAAAGUUCUCCGAGCAGCUGGUGACCGAGGGCGGCGGAGGAGAGGAGAGUUCAGAGGACUGUGGACAGGCUCCGUUGUCAGACAGCGCGACCGACAACAAAAUAAAAGCAAAGAUAAACACCUCAACACAGGACCAAAGAGAGGAUUCAAACAAAGGUCGACUGUCUGACAGCAGCUCACAGCCACGAUGCCGCGCUACAGAGUGAACUGCAGCACCAUGAUGUUUCUGGUGAUUUUACAGGGGGCAGGAGUAGUGCUGUUCUUUAGCUGGUACGCCCAACUCAGCCCCUGUGACCCACAACCCUCCAACGCCAAAGUCCACGUUCUGCUGCUGUCAUCGUGGAGAUCAGGCUCAUCCUUCCUGGGCCAGGUGUUCAGUCAGCACCCGUCUGUCUUCUAUCUUAUGGAGCCCGGUUGGCACGUGUGGACCAAGCUGCAGAAAAACGGUGCAAGGACGCUUCGAAUGGCAGUGAGGGAUCUCUUACGGAGCGUGUUCCAGUGUGACUUCUCAGUGAUGGAGUCCUACCUUCCAGAGAACCACAAUGUGUCGUCUUUGUUUAUGUGGAGUCACAGUCGAGCUCUGUGCUCACCACCAAUCUGUUCCCUUACGCCGCGUAAUGAGUUCAGCAACCAGACUCUGUGCCUAGAGAAAUGUGGUGCUGAGGGACUGCAGAGGGUAGAGCAGGCGUGUGACUCUUACUCUCACGUGGUGUACAAAGAUGUGCGGCUCUUUGAACUGGAAUCACUUUAUCCACUUUUGCAGGAUUCGAACUUAGAUCUCCGCAUCAUCCACCUGGUCCGAGACCCACGGGCAGUUGUGCGGUCUAGGGAAGAGUCAGCCAAGGCCUUUGUGAGUGAUAACGCAAUCGUCUUGGAACAGAAACGCAUUAAGGAAGCAGAGGUACAGUAUCAGGUCAUGCAGGAGAUUUGUCGCAGCCAUGUGCGUAUCAACGAGAGGGCGGUCCUGAAGCCUCCUCCAUUUCUAAAAGGCCGCUACAAAUUGGUUCGCUACGAGGACAUGGCACGCAAUCCACUCGAGGAGAUCAAUGCCAUGUAUGAGUUUGUAGGUCUGGAGAUGACCACACAGCUGGCCACAUGGAUCUACAAGGUGACCCACGGAAAAGGCAAAGGCUCUAUUAAAGAGGCCUUCAAGAUCACGUCGAGGAGCGCUACCAACGUCUCCCAGGCUUGGCGCACCAUGCUGCCACACAGCAAGGUCAGACGAAUCCAGGAAGUGUGUAAAGGGGCCAUGUCGUUGCUCGGGUACAGGACGGUGAACAGUGAAAAGGAACAGAAGAGGCUUGACAUAGAUCUCCUGGUGCCACGGGAACCCUAUCAGUUCAGCUGGUUGCCUGAUAAAACACAGCACCCUAACAACAAUUAGAAGUGGAAUGACAAAGACUUGUUAAAACAGGAAUAAAAACAGACUUUUUAAAGAAUGGACUACUUAAAGGACCGGAUAAAGGUACCACCCUGCCCUGGUUCUCCUGGUUUGGGGGCGGAAUUGGGGACACCAAUAAUCCCAAUACUGAAACCAUAAACUCCGGGGUAAACCAAGGUCUAAAGCAAGAAAUCAAACUAAUCAAAGGUCUGCUGUUGGUGUCAGCUGCUGUCAGGGGAUGUAUGGAGACACAGUUUUUGAAGUGGCCAGUUGACAGUGGGGGCCAAUCAGCAGAUGCCAUUUUGAAGCCAGCCCAAAACAGCUCACCCAAUCAGACAAGGGACAUGUAUAGUCUCUUAAAGGCACAGACCACACACAAAAACAGUCCACAGACUCACUGACAAAAUAAUUUAUGACAAAACGAUGUAACAUAACCAAAAUCCUGAUUUAUGAUGUGCCACAUUAAACACACAGAUGGCCGUUGCAUGCCACAUUGUUUUAAGCAUAUGCAUCAAAUCAUUGUCUCCUGAAGGCUUGAUUCAUGAUGAUGAUGAUGCUAUUUGAUGCUUUCUAGUGGCCACUCUUGCUCUUCAAAUCCCUUAUGUGCACCUCAAGGACAACCAAGACGUAUAGAACAAAUAAAUACAAAUGUUUCCUAUGCAAAGUCCUUUAUGGUGCAACACGAUGCAUAAAUACUGAGCAGCCUCCAAGUAUCACCAGCACCUGAUGUAUUAACGCACUAACAGCACUUAGAACUGAAGGGCUACUCAUUUGGCACCUCACAUACUUUUCUCGUGCUGAUAGUGUGAGAAAAGUUAAGAAGCUGCAGAGAGCCGUGAGAAAAUGCAUUAGCAUAAUGAAACGCACCUACCCUCUCUUAGCGAUGUGCAUGUUAUUAAUAUGGUACAGCCAGGAAACUCACUAACUGGACUCAAGCUUAAUUUAUGCCGCAGUAAAAAGUAAGGGGCGGGAAUCACCAGACACCCUGCAGUAUAAAAAAACAGGUAUUCACAAAAAAAUCAUGUUUCUUUGCUCCAAAAUGAGUCAAACACGCCGAGGCUGUUACUAAAACCUGCCAUAAAUGUUGCCUUAAGAUGGAGUCAGUCUGCUGUUAGUCUGCAAAUGAAUGUCUGACACAUCAAAAUAUAUUGAUGUAACUGACAAAAGUCUCACAGCAUGGGAUAGAUUAUCUGUUCCUUCUCAGACCAGCUCUCAGCUCAGAACUAACGCCGUUAUUUUGUAUCCUGGCUCCAUUUAAGUGCCUGAGAAUUUAAACAUUAUUUUUUUGCUCCCACUUGAAACUCCUCAGUGAUGAAGGAUCUUAACAGCACAGACGCUUCCACAGUGUAUUGUAGCUAUGAAGGUAUACAUUCAUGAAGGAGUGGAAUUAACAUGUUUACUUAAACUGGAUAAAAGUGCUCAGUGUCGUUAUUUACAUUUGUUUACGGGAUCUGUCUGUUUUAUUGAUUAAUACUUGAUUACACUGAAAUGUCUUUUAAUGAGUAGCAAAUGUUAAAUCACGUUGAUUUGUAUCUUUGCAGUAAGAGAAAAAGGAUAAAUGGACUACUUUUAAUCGUGUUUAGGGUGCUUUGUAGUAAAAAAUGUACAUUAAUUUUUUUUUAAUGCAUAAAAAAUUGUCAAAGGUUUUUUUUUAAAGAUGGACUUCAGCUAUAACUUGGUGUGAGUUUUGUGUUUCAUAUAUGACUUAGUGUUCUGAUUGAAACAAUAUCUUCACUUGUACAUUUUUGGAAACUUGCUAUGAAGUACCCAAGUGUUUUACAUCAUGGAGUAAAAUACAUAACAAAAUAUUGUUUAUUUGAGAUGAUAUGUACUCUGAUUUAAGGUUUAUUUCAUCAAUGGGAACUUUAAAUGGGUUAUUCUACUCAUUAAAAACACUGGUUAGAAUCUC